Messenger RNA from Ictidomys tridecemlineatus (thirteen-lined ground squirrel), 1296 nucleotides. The record is from RefSeq and is a predicted model, not a curated record. NCBI's taxonomy places the organism in Eukaryota, Metazoa, Chordata, Mammalia, Rodentia, Sciuridae.
CCUUCCGUCUCCGCCAAUGCAGGAGGCCUUUGCUGUCCUGGUUCCACCCCUCUCAAGAGCUGGGGCCGGAAGAUGGCGGCGGCCGCGGAGUUGAAGCUGCUGGAGAAGUCCCUGGGGCUGAGUAGGGGAAAUAAGUACAGUGCCCAGGGCGAGCGACAGAUUCCAGUUCUUCAAACAAACAAUGGUCCAAGCCUAACAGGAUUGACUACCAUAGCAACUCAUCUAGUCAAAGAAGCCAACAAGGAGUAUUUGCUGGGGAGCACUGCAGAAGAAAAAGCAACAGUUCAGCAGUGGCUGGAGUACAGGGUCACUCGAGUAGACAGACAGUCCAGUAAAGAGGAUAUCCACACACUGUUGAAGGAUCUGAAUUUGUAUCUUGAAGAUAAAGUCUACCUUACAGGAUAUAACUUUACUUUAGCAGAUAUUCUAUUGUACUAUGGACUUCAUCGCUUUAUAUUUCAGGGCACCUCAAGCAAGAUGAACAGAUGUUUAUAAUUUGCUACAGCCGCCUGUGUGUAGGACUUCAGUGUAUAUUGCUGAAACCUGAAACUCACUUGAAGUAAGCUGAGCCACAAAUGAGUUCAGUUACUCGUUUAUUGAAAAAAUACUACCUUUUUAUUGUUAAUAUUAAUUUGCAUUCUGUAGUAAGUUUUGAAUAGUGAAGUGAUUUGUAUUUCAGUUUUAUUGGUUCAGUCACUUAGCAAAACAUUUACUUGUAGCAUAAGUAUAUGCUAAAUUGUGAAAAGCCACAGGACUCUAUCUUACGAAAAGUAUCUCCAAUGAUAGAACCUCUGAUGGGUUUGACUCCCUCUUGUCUUGACUGGCUUUUUUGUUCAUUUUCUUUGAGCUGUGGAGAUUUUGGAAUAUAUGUUAAAUAAAUGUUGAAUCAACAAAAGAGAAGGAUUAUCAUACUACCAGUGCAUACUACCACCCUGCUGGCUUUCUUUUUACCUGAUGACUCUUAAUAAUUCCAAACUUUGGCUUAGAAGAGUCCUAAGAGUUAUCUACUUUGAAUUUGAGUCCAGUGGAAUGAUAGGCACCUAUAGUUUUCAUUGCAUCUUUCUAUAGCCACAUCUCUGGGUACUCAUAGCUUGAGAGUAACAGGUGUGAACUGCUACAUCCACAAGAGUUCAGCUUUAUUGCAGACAAAAUGCAGAAGAUAUAUUGUUCUUGUGUUUUUACUUGGUGUCUUUCUCUAAUUCUUCUGUUAAGCAAUAAUCUCUUGAAAUUAAGUGGGUCAUUGUCUUGAGUGAGGUUUUUCCUCAGCUGAGUAGCUAGGCGGUAAUAUUAUACAUU